Messenger RNA from Carlito syrichta (Philippine tarsier), 1706 nucleotides. RefSeq names its product transmembrane channel like 8 (gene TMC8). Gene Ontology annotation, molecular function: mechanosensitive monoatomic ion channel activity. NCBI's taxonomy places the organism in Eukaryota, Metazoa, Chordata, Mammalia, Primates, Tarsiidae. Gene Ontology annotation, cellular component: plasma membrane. The coding region runs from base 366 to 1706 and encodes 446 amino acids. The transcript has 13 exons. The record is from RefSeq and is a predicted model, not a curated record.
GUGGCACCGGAAUCCAGUCCUACUUCACCUUUCUUCGCUUCCUGCUGCUGCUCAACUUGCUGACCCUGCUGCUCACAGCCAGCUUCGUGCUGCUGCCCCUGGCCUGGCUCCGCCCCCCUGAACCAGGCCCGGCCCUGAACUUGACCCUCCAGUGCCCCGACGGCCACCAGCCCCAGACGAGCGACCCGAAGUUCCACAAUCAACUUUGGAAUGUUUUAACUGGCAGGGCUUUCACCCACACCUACCUCUUCUAUGGCGCGUACCGGGUGGGGCCCGAGACUGGCUCAGCAUACAGCAUCCGCCUGGCCUACCUCCUCAGCCCGCUGGCCUGCCUGCUCCUCUGCUUCUGUGGGACUCUGCAGCGGAUGGUGAAGGGCUUGCCACAGAAGUCACUGCUGGGUCAGGGCUACAGGGCGCCACUCAGCACCAAGGUCUUCUCCUCCUGGGACUUCUGCAUCCGGGUGCAGGAGGCGGCCACCAUCAAGAAGCAUGAGAUCAGCAACGAGUUCAAGGUGGAGCUGGAGGAGGGCCGUCGCUUCCAGCUGGUGCAGCAGCAGACGCGGGCGCAGAGGGCUUGCCACCUGCUUACUUACCUGCGGGUCAAUGUCCUCAUUGGGCUCCUGGUGGUCGGAGCCAUCAGCGCCAUCUUCUGGGCCACCAAGUACUCGCAGGACAACAAGGAGGAGUCCGUGUUCCUGCUGCUCCAGUACCUGCCUCCUGGGGUCAUCGCCCUUGUCAACUUCCUGGGUCCACUGUUGUUUGCGUUCCUGGUCCAGCUGGAGAACUAUCCUCCCAACACCGAGGUCAACCUCACCCUUAUCUGGUGUGUGGUGCUGAAACUGGCCAGCCUGGGCAUGUUCUCCUUCUCGCUGGGUCAGACUGUGCUGUGCAUCGGCAGAAACAAGACCAGCUGUGAGUCCUACGGCUACAACGCCUGUGACUACCAGUGCUGGGAGAACUCCGUGGGGGAGGAGCUGUACAAGCUAAGCAUCUUCAACUUCCUCCUCACCGUGGCCUUCGCCUUCCUGGUCAGCCUGCCUCGGAGACUGCUGGUGGAGCGGUUCUCAGGCCGGUUCUGGGCCUGGCUGGACCGGGAGGAGUUCCUGGUGCCCAAAAACGUGCUGGACAUCGUGGCAGGGCAGACGGUCACCUGGAUGGGCCUCUUCUACUGCCCCCUGCUGCCCCUUCUGAACAGCGUCUUCAUCUUCCUUACCUUUUACAUCAAGAAGUACACCCUCCUGAGGAACUCCAAGGCGUCUCCACGACUCUUCCGUGCCUCCAGCUCCACCUUCUUCUUCCAGUUGGUGCUCCUCCUGGGUCUGCUCCUGGCCGCGGUGCCCCUGGGCUAUGUGGUCAGCAGCAUUCACUCCUCCUGGGACUGUGGCCUCUUCACCAACUACUCGGCCCCCUGGCAGGUGGUCCCUGAGCUGGUGGCCCUCCGGCUUCCGCCCCAUGGCCAGCGCGCCCUCCACUACCUCGGCUCCCACGCCUUCAGCCUCCCCCUCCUCGUCAUGCUCAGCCUCGUCCUGACCGUGUGCGUCUCCCAGACCCAGGCCAAUGCGAGGGCCAUCCAUGGGCUCCGGAAGCAGCUGCUGUGGGGACCCUCCCUCGUGGGUCUCACCGGGCUGCGCUCCUCGUGCCCUGAACCGCCAGACGCUCCGGCCCCCGCCGGCAGAUUCCGCUUCCCCCGCAGCAUGGAGGCGUAG